Messenger RNA from Agrilus planipennis (emerald ash borer), 1595 nucleotides. RefSeq names its product solute carrier family 10 member 6. Gene Ontology annotation, cellular component: membrane. The transcript has 9 exons. The coding region runs from base 186 to 1505 and encodes 439 amino acids. The record is from RefSeq and is a predicted model, not a curated record. Lineage: Eukaryota; Metazoa; Arthropoda; Insecta; Coleoptera; Buprestidae.
GUAAGAUGAUUUAAUUAUAGCUAAAUAAUUUUUUCAAUUAAACAAAUUCCAUUCUCGGACUGACUGAAUUAUCAUUUUUUGUGUACGAGAAAACUGUGCGUAAAUAACUACAUUAGUAGAUUGUAAGUAUUUACUUAUUUUGUGGAAUAAGCUAGACCGAGUAUCAAAUAUAAAAGCUAGUCAUAAUGUUACGAUUUCUCUUGUUGUUGGGAUUAACACUGAAUAAAAGUGUUUUUGGACAAGAUUAUACCCUGCUUUUCUCUUCUUCUGAUGUAACAGCUUAUAUGGAUCAAAACGAAAUUAUAGGAUACAAUAUUACAGGAGACUUUACUUUGGAUGAAAUUUAUUAUAUGUUAAUUAGUAACAGUGAUAAUCACAUUGUUCAAACUGAAAGAAAAAUAGAGUUUCAAGAAGAAGGAGGGUACCAUUCAGGAAAUAUCAGUAUUUAUGGGAAGUUUCUGGGGCGAGUAAAUUUAAGUUUAGAAUUGUACCAGAAAUCUACAAACACCUUGUUAACACAGGCAUCGGUUAAUGUUAGAGUAAUUAGGGGUCAUGGUGCCCUAAAUACUGCUUUCACCGUGUCGGUAGCUGUUCUUGUGAGCUUGAUCUAUAUUAAUUUCGGAAGUGCUCUCAAUUGGACAGAUUUUAUUAAAUAUUUGAAGAAGCCUAUUGGUCCAGCUAUUGGUUUUGUGGGCCAAUUUGUUUUUAUGCCCCUUCUUAGUUAUGGAGUUGGAUACGCUCUCUUCCCUGAUGAUCCUGCUAUGCAAUUGGGAUUCUUUUUCACAGGCUCUUCGCCUGGAGGUGGCGGUUCGAAUAUUUGGACGGCACUUUUAGACGGAAACAUCGACUUAUCUAUUACUAUGACUGGAAUUAGUACAUUAGCAGCAUUUGGAAUGAUUCCCUUUUGGAUAUUUACGUUGGGAGCUACCAUUUUCGACAGAAGUAACUUAGAAGUACCAUAUAGAAAUAUCACAAUGUUUGCAGUUGCAUUAGUUAUUCCACUUGCUAUUGGUUACUUGAUUCAACGGUACAUGCAGAAGACUGCCAAUUUUCUUCGAAAAACCCUUAAGAUAUUUUCUGGCAUUCUUAUAAUAUUUAUCAUUGUUUUUGCAAUAGUAGCAAAUUUAUAUUUAUUCGAAAUGUUUUCGUGGCAGAUCGUUGUAGCUGGUAUUGGCGUGCCCUGGUUGGGUUACUUAGGGGGUUGGUUAUUAGCAAAGAUUUUUCGACAAAAUCCGAAAGAUUCUUUAACAAUAGCGAUUGAAGUGGGACUUCAAAAUACAGGCAUUGCUAUUUUUCUUUUGCGAUUUUCUUUACCUCAACCGGAAGCCGAUUUGACUACAAUUGCUCCUGUUGCUGUUGCCUGUAUGACGCCAAUACCGCUCCUUGUUUUGUUUUUGAUAAAAUUGGUAAAGAGACGUAUUCAAAUGAAAAACAAACCAAAGGAUUUGGGAACAGUGAACGAAAUAAGUGUUGACUCUAAAGUUGUACAAACUCAAAAAUAUUAGAACAGCGCGCGAGUCUUUUAUGAUUAGUAACAUUUUUAUUAUAUAUCAUGUACCUAUUAUUUUUAUUAUUUUUAAAUAAAUUUUUGAAAA